Messenger RNA from Sabethes cyaneus, 279 nucleotides. RefSeq names its product eclosion hormone. Lineage: Eukaryota; Metazoa; Arthropoda; Insecta; Diptera; Culicidae. Gene Ontology annotation, molecular function: ecdysis-triggering hormone activity. Gene Ontology annotation, biological process: ecdysis, chitin-based cuticle; neuropeptide signaling pathway. The record is from RefSeq and is a predicted model, not a curated record. The coding region runs from base 1 to 279 and encodes 92 amino acids. The transcript is spliced from 2 exons.
AUGAUUUCGUUAAGAAUUAUUUCUGUCGCUGCUUGCGUUGCCAUUUUUACCAUUGCAUUAGUGCUGAACGACGUCGAAGCGAAUCCCCAAAUCGAUCUUCUCGGUGGGUACGAUAUCAUUGGAGUUUGCAUCAACAACUGUGCUCAGUGCAAAAAAAUGUUCGGUGAAUUCUUCGAGGGCCACCUGUGUGCCGAGGCGUGUAUUCAGUUCAAGGGAAAAAUGGUACCGGACUGUGAGGAUAUCAACUCCAUCGCUCCGUUUCUGAACAAGCUGAACUAG